Ilex paraguariensis (yerba mate) is the source of this 1285-nucleotide messenger RNA. Lineage: Eukaryota; Viridiplantae; Streptophyta; Magnoliopsida; Aquifoliales; Aquifoliaceae. The record is from the annotation of a GenBank genome assembly.
CUCGUUCACAGAGAGAGAGAGUCGAAACCGUCUCUUUUCCGCUUACACCUUUCUCGCUCAGUAGUUAGAAGAAAAUCAAUGUUUUUUAUUUUGGUUCAAAAGAGGGUCUAUGGUAGAAAGAUAGAAAUGGUGUUUCGUGGGUUUGAUGAUAGCUAGAGAAAGGGAAUUUCUGGGUAUGAUUCUGUUAUCAUUCAAUGUCAAAUCGAUCGUUUCUUCAUUGGGAUAAUUCUACAGAGAAAUCAGAAACAGAGAUACAGAGAGGGUGUCUCUGAGAAAAGAGCCACGACUCAGAAAACAGAGCUUUCAGCUUUUUCUUCCGUCAAUUGAAUUUGGUCUUAAAGAUGAUGCACGCCAAGUCAGACUCGGAUGCCACAAGCUUAACCCCAUCAUCAUCACCCACAUCCCCAAAACGCCCCAUACCCGUAUACUAUGUACAAAGCCCCUCUCGUGACUCUCACGAUGAUGCCGAUAAAUCUUCAUCCUCAAUGCACGCCACACCAACAUAUACUAGCCCCAUGGAGUCGCCUUCGCAUUCAUCGACCUCCCUGCGCCACUCCCGGGCCUCCUCGGCCAGUCGGGUAUCUGGCAACUUGCGAUCUAAUAGGAAGAGGAAUGAUAAAGGGUGGCCUGAGUGCAAUGUGAUUGAAGAAGAGGGUGAUUAUGAUGAUUUUUAUGGGGAUAGUGGGUUUACUAGAAGGUGUCAGUGCUUGAUUGCUAUCAUGGUGUUUGGUUGCCUGUUCAGUGUGUUUUGUUUGAUCAUUUGGGGUGCUAGUAGGCCUUACAGAGCUCGCGUUUCGGUUAAGAGCCUGACAGUUAACAAUUUCUACUUGGGGGGAGGCUCGGACUUGACAGGGGUUCCAACCAGGUUGCUCACAGUAAACUGUUCGGUGAAGGUGGUUGUAUACAAUCCUGCUACUUUUUUUGGCAUUUAUGUCACCGCCAACCCUGUUAGUCUAAUGUACUCGGAGCUUACUGUUGCAACUGGUCAGUUGAAGAAACAUUACCAACCAAGAAAGAGUGAGCGGACUGUGUUUGUGAACGUGGAAGGUUAUAUGGUUCCUCUAUAUGGGGCUGGAGCAAGCUUAGCAGCACCAGACGGUGGUGUUGGGGUGCCACUAAAGUUGGAAUUUGAAAUGCAGUCACGAGGCAACCUGGUGGGAAAGUUGGUGAAGACAAAGCAUCGAAGGCAUAUCUCUUGUUCCUUAGUUAUAAACUCUAAGAACACAAAAGCUAUAGAAUUUAAGGAGAAUUCAUGUACGUAUGAAGUAUGAUUGAUCAGUUGACG